Gilbertella persicaria is the source of this 720-nucleotide messenger RNA. RefSeq lists its product as uncharacterized. The transcript is spliced from 3 exons. Lineage: Eukaryota; Fungi; Mucoromycota; Mucoromycetes; Mucorales; Choanephoraceae. The coding region runs from base 1 to 720 and encodes 239 amino acids. The record is from RefSeq and is a predicted model, not a curated record.
AUGAGAUUUUCUCUUGUUGUUUGUUUGUUUGCUAUUACUACCAUCGUGUUUGCACAGAUUAAUACAGACGAUACUUCUUUAUUUCGAGAAGUAGAGAAUGCGGUUGAUGAGAGUACAGAAGAAGAUGCAUACCGAAUAUUGAAGGGUUUACAAGAUAUGAGUGAUGAAAGCAGAGAGAAUGAAGGUAUAGAAGAUAUCAUAGACAAUGAUGAUGAAGAAGAAGAAGAAGAAGAGGAAGAAGAGGAUGAUGAUUUUUCUUCUAAUUUUCCAGAAUUCCAGAAUAAAGAAACAUCAGAAUUUUUUGAACAUUUACCUCAACCACCCACAGAUAAUCAGAACAAUGAAAUGAAGCAACAAGAAGAUGAAGAAGAACACAUUGAAGAAGAUGAAGAAGAAGACGAGGGAGAAGAAGGCGAAGAAGAAGAAGAAGAGCCUAAAGAACAACCCAAUCCCUUUCAAAAUGAUCAAUUUAUACCCUGGAAAAGACCUGAAACGAUGAUUAAAUCUGAUAAUACAUUCUAUCAAGACAUUAAUUUCAGAGAAACAACAAUCACAAAACCAUCCUUAUUUAAAACUUGGCAUAUUCUUGUUGUAUUCCUAGUAGCCAUAGGCCUUUAUUACAGACAAUCUCGCAAGUCUCAUUCAGCUGAAUCCACAUCAUGGAAUAAUAACGAAAAAGAUUAUUUGCCCUUACACAAUAACAGUAGUAAGCUACUUUAA